AUGGCGAUCAAAUCCUCCGUCCUUGCCUCUUUGGCUCUAUUUGGUUCGACUCUGGCACAGAGUGUUGAUGGCUCUCAGUACAACAACCCAACUGCCGGUCCUCCUGCUAGUUAUUUCGCAGCUGCUUCUACCGUCCCCGUUGCGGCGUUGCAGAGCGCUGCUGCAAAGGCGAGCACUGCGGCCAAGGAUGCAACCUACCCUAUCAACGGGGACAGCGGAGCUCCCAAGUCUACUAUCCACAGUGACUGGACCAACUUCAGCGAGGGUGCUGCUUUCGUUUGGGUUGCAGACAUGGAUGUAGACUGCGAUGGCCUUGACUACAAGUGCAAGGGAAACCCAGAUGGCCAGCCUGACACCAACUUUGGUGCUCUAGCAGCUUACGAAGUGCCCUUCUUCGUGAUCCCCGACAAGUUCGGCACGACUUAUCAGAAUGUCCUUCCCGGAAAUAACGUCGGUGCAGUUAUUUGCAACGGCAAGAUGUUCUACGGUAUCUACGGCGAUUCCGACGGUGACACGCCCCAAGUCAUCGGCGAAGCUUCAUGGCUCAUGGCUCGCACCUGCUUCCCGAACGAUGACCUAAAUGGCAACAGCGGCCACGGUGCCGUCGAUGUCACUUACAUUCUCUUCACCGGCGACGACGCCGUCCUCCCCAGCAGCGCCCUUAACAAAAACUACGUCACCAACUUCAGCACCCUCCGCUCAAUGGGUGACAAGCUGAUCACCGUUCUGGCAAAGAACCUUAACCUCGUCUCCGGAGGAAACCCGUCUACUACUUUGACCACCAAGGUGUCUACCACUACUAGCACCGGCACAGGCUCGACCAGCACUUCGUGCUCGUGGGCUGGUCACUGUAUUGGUGCUUCUUGCUCUUCGGAUGAUGAUUGCUCGGAUGAGUUGGUCUGCAGCAGUGGCAAGUGUGCCAGUGCUUGA
Penicillium cataractarum is the source of this 930-nucleotide messenger RNA. Its product is annotated as glycoside hydrolase family 75 protein. Gene Ontology annotation, molecular function: chitosanase activity. Lineage: Eukaryota; Fungi; Ascomycota; Eurotiomycetes; Eurotiales; Aspergillaceae. The transcript is spliced from 6 exons. The record is from RefSeq and is a predicted model, not a curated record. The coding region runs from base 1 to 930 and encodes 309 amino acids.